This is a messenger RNA of Penicillium waksmanii, 1686 nucleotides long. Its product is annotated as acyl--CoA ligase. The transcript has 4 exons. Lineage: Eukaryota; Fungi; Ascomycota; Eurotiomycetes; Eurotiales; Aspergillaceae. The record is from RefSeq and is a predicted model, not a curated record. Gene Ontology annotation, molecular function: CoA-ligase activity. The coding region runs from base 1 to 1686 and encodes 561 amino acids.
AUGACGUUGAAUGCAGUGCCGGACCUCACUUUAUGGGACUGGCUUUUCGAAUCUAGCAGUUCUCCUCUGCAAAACAAACAUCCUUCUACUCUUUCUGGAUUCACGAAUGCGACCACCAAAGAGCGGGUCAGAUAUGACGAGGUGAAGGAUUACGCUACGUAUCUUUCAACAGCCUUGGUGCAUAAAUUAGGACUUGCCGCAGGGGAAACGGUGGCACUGUUCAGCCCAAAUUCAAUAUGGUAUCCCGUUGCCAUGUUUGCGACUAAUCGUAUUGGAGGUCUUAUCUCCGGUGCUUCCCCUGCCUAUAAUGUGGAGGAAAUGACCUACGCAUUACAAACCGCCCAGGCCAAAGUUAUUAUGACUGCGGCCUCAUCGCUUUCCGUUGCAGUGCCAGCUGCCAGAAAUGCGGGGAUCUCGAAUUCUCAUAUCAUACUUCUCGAGGGUCAGGCUGAUGGUUUCUGGACUGUCAAGGAUCUUCUAGCAUUUGGCAAAAAAUAUGGAAACAAUCAAGUCACACCUUAUCAAAUUCCAGCAGGAAGGACUAACCGGGAUGUCUGUGGAUUUUUGAGCUUCAGCAGUGGAACUACUGGGCUUCCGAAGGCAGUCAUGAUAUCGCAUUCGAACGUAAUUGCGCAGUGCUUACAAGUUGCCCAGAUAACUGCAGAUAAUCAUAACAAGGUUUUAGCAGUGCUUCCACUUUUCCAUAUCACUGGUCUUGUGCACCAGAUGCAUCUUCCCCUAUUCAGAAAUUCAGAGGUUUACAUGCUGCCUACAUUCACAAUGCAGGCUAUGUUAGAAACCGUGGUUCAAUAUCAAAUCGCUGAGAUGCUUCUUGUUCCACCUAUCUUGAUCCGCCUUUUACGUGACCCAAUCGUACAAAAUUACGAUCUUUCUCACGUUCGCAAGUUUUCUUCUGGCGCGGCUCCAUUAUCUGCGGAAGUCAUACUGGCCCUGAAGAGCCGUUUCCCUCAUGCCGGUUUUAAACAGGGCUAUGGCAUGACAGAAUCCUGUAGCUGUAUUACAGCACACCCGUUGGAUAAAUCUACAUACGAAUACGCACACCGAGUUGGAACCAUUGUUGCAAGUACCGAAGUCAAGAUCGUGGACCCCGAUACGGGCAAGGAGCUUGGCUAUGAUAUGCCCGGAGAAAUUCUUUCUCGAGGUCCACAGAUUGUAAUGGGCUACCUCAACAAUGAAAAGGCCACCCGAGAAACCUUCGACGCCGAAAACUGGCUCCACACUGGCGAUAUUGGAUUCAUUGAUUCAGAAGGCUUCAUUACGAUAACCGAUCGGAUCAAAGAAAUGAUCAAAGUCAAGGGCAUCGCAGUUGCCCCGGCGGAGUUGGAAGACCUUUUGCUUGGGCACCCAAUCGUCGAGGAUGUAGCCGUGGGUGCCAUUCCGGAUGAAUACACAGGCCAGCGACCAAAAGCGUACGUCGUUCUUAAACAAGAUAUUCGCCAGAACAAAACUCCCGGUCAGAUUCGAUCGUUGCUGAAUGUUAUUAUUGACUAUGUUCGUAAGAACAAAGUCCGCCAUAAAUGGAUCACCGAAGCCGAGAUGCUAAAUGAGAUCCCCAAAAGUGCCAGUGGAAAGAUACUUCGCAGGGUGCUACGACAGAUGGAGAGUAACAAAAAUACGAAGGGGCGUCUCAUAGCUACUCGCGGGGAGAUCAAAGCCAAAAUCUGA